GUCAUGUUGCGGCUAUCCGGAACGGGAAAAAAGAUCGACAGUCACUUCUCGGUUUUGCGAUGAAUCGCCGUCGAACGGGGACUUAUCGCAGGCGAAAAUGGUCGGAAUACCCGAUAGCAAAUCGCAUGGCCCCGAUGUGGUGAAUAAUUUUAGUAACGCUAACCCCGUAAUGAGUUUCAAAUAUAACAAAUAUAAUAAUAAUGUUACAUUCCAGCAAGUUCGCAAAUACAUAGAUGAUGACGACGACGAUGAAGACAUGGAGAAAGACGUUCAAAAUGAGAGAAUUAACGAGACUGAUUUAUUGUUCCUUAAAGAACUCAUGGAUAGUCCAAUACUCAAUACCUUAGUGAGGGUUCACGAAGUUGAAGACGAAGUCCUAGACCCGCCGCAGCCCGUCACAACAGAGGCGCGAGAUUGGCUGAAAGAGGUCCAGAUACGUUGCAGUUUGUCUUGGAACCGGGACGCCAGGGAGCUCGGAACGCUACUCAACAGCCCUGAAUUGAAACACCUGGUCGAGUGUCACGACGACAUCGCCAAAGCCUACAACAAUCCACCGUCGGGCAAGAGCCAUUCGCCGAAAUUAUUUCCCAACGGCAUGACGGGCGAGGAGUACAGGAUGGUGGGGGUGCGGAAAAAAGCCGGAGAACCCUUAGGAUUGACGGUGCAAGUGGAUGACAACGAGAAUCUCAUCAUAGCGCGGAUACUCGAAGGGGGAAUGAUCGAAAAGCAGGGUCUGCUGCACAUCGGGGACGUUAUUCUAGAAGUCAACGGCGCGCCGGUGGCGACGCCGGAGGACCUUCAAACGGAAAUAGCGAAAACCAAGGAUCACGUUACGCUUAAAGUGCACAGCGGAAAUAACCCGAAUCCAGUGACUCAUUCCAAUAUAGUCGUCGCCAACGGAAACAACGGAAUCAAAAAGAAAUUAACGUGUUACAUGCGAGCUUUAUUCGAAUACGACCCGCAAGAGGACACGUUGCUACCCUGCAAGGAAAUCGGUCUGCCCUUCGACAGGGGCGACAUCCUGCAAAUCGUCGACCAGAGAGACCCGAAUUGGUGGCAGGCGAAGAAAGUGGGCGGAGACGGCACCACCGGCCUCAUUCCCUCCUUGGAGCUGGAGGAGCGCAGGAAAGCGUUCGUGCCGCCCGAGGCGGACUUCGUGCACACGAUAAGCAUAUGCGGGGCGCGCAUCUCCAAGAAGAAGAAGAAAAUUACGUAUCAGUCGAAGAGCAAUUGCGACUUCGACAAGGCGGAGCUGUUGUUGUACGAGGAGGUGACGAAGAUGCCGCCGUUCAAGAGGAAGACUUUGGUGCUCAUCGGGACGCAGGGCGUCGGCAGGAGGACGCUGAAGACCAGGUUGAUCAACAGCGAUACGGAGAAGUUCGCUGGAGUCAUUCCCUAUACUUCACGACCUCCGAGGGUGUUAGAAGAAGCUGGUCAAAGUUAUUGGUUUGCGGACAGAGAAAAGAUGGACGAAGACAUCAGAAAUCACAAAUUUUUGGAGUAUGGUGAAUAUAAUGGCCACAUAUACGGAACACAUUUAGAUAGCAUCAGAGACGUUAUUAGACAGGGAAAAAUGUGCAUUCUAGAUUGCAGUCCCAUGUCGUUGAAGUUGCUUCACAAUAGCUCAGAAUUUCUUCCAUACGUGAUUUUCAUCGCAGCGCCCGGCAUGGAGCAACUAAAAAAUCUGUACGAUAUUGGAAAAAGCCAUUCGAAUUUAAGGCAUUCAAGUAGGAAUCUAACGUUUGACCGACAAAGCUCGAUACGUUAUAGUUCAAGAAGAGCAAGAACAUUGGAGUCUUUGGCUUCGUUGUACGAGGAGGAAGAUCUCAAAAGGACCUUAGAAGACAGCGCCAGUAUGCAGAGAACGUACGAUAAAUACAUAGAUUUAGUGAUUACGAAUAACGAUUUCGAUUCAACAUUCAAGCAAAUCAUCGAAGCCUUAGACACGCUUACCACCGAGCACCAAUGGGUUCCCGUUAACUGGAUCUAUUAAGAUUAAGAUUUAGAUAUGUAAAUAGGUAUGACCGAUAGUGCUUAUUACAUUCGAGAUAACUGCAAACAAUUUAUUUAAUGAUUCAUGCGUUUUAAAUCAAUUUCUAAUCAAUUUCACUCGAGAUAACGAUGCAAUUUAUUUAGGUUAUCCAUUUUUCUAUCGUUCGCAAUUAUCUCGAAAGGAAAUUUUUAUUGAUAGAUAUUUUACUGCCACGAUGAUGAGCGAACUCGCUACUGUAAGAAAUUGUAGGUACUAUAUCAAAAAGCCGCUUUGCUUUUGAUUAGCCUUUAGAUUUUCACUCUAUUGAUUUAAAGAAAUAUUAAAGAAAUCGUUAAAAAUUAGAAAAAUACUGCACUAGUAUACAGUAUGUUCACAAUAAUUUGGCGAUGAGGUCAGGAUCUGAAAUACCGAAUGAUUUGCUUUGCACCGACUGUAUGCAUGUUUACUCGAUUGGCUAUACAGGGUGUCCCGCAUAAGAACCGACAGAAAGAGCACUGAGCAGGAGCAUGUAGGGGAGCCCAAAAGGGGGUGCCCAACUUAACUUAAUAGAAAGUUACAGGCCUUCUAAAUGGAGUUACAAAUAAAAAAAAGAAUAUCUCAGUAAUACUCUAACUUAAAACAAGUUAAUUUGGUAUACGUUGAGUGCAACAAAAGAGCAUUAAUCGAUAGUUAGGAGAGAUCCAAUGAUCUACUUUAAAGUGUUCAUCAGGGAUGAUGCCCUUUUAAAAUGUUAAAAAUUCUGUGUCGAUUCUUAAGCGGGACACCCUGUAUAGUACACAAACGAGACGUCAUUUUCAGUUUAACUUGAAUAUUGUUUAGGAGAGUUUUAAUUUUUAUUUGUACGAACGUUAAACGUGUUUAUCUAAUUGUUGAACAAUCCGAAAAAAUAGUACACUUAUUUCAAUAAAUUUAGGUAUGUAUGAACACAGUUUUUGUACAGAAAACCUAAAAGUUUAUAUCCCUAUAAAUUAUUAUUGCAUUACUACUUAUACAUCGAAGCGGAAACGUAGAUCUGCUUUAAUAUGUAAAUAGACUAUUUUUAAAAUCACUCAUUGUAAAUGAACUUUAUUCUGUUUUAUGUAAGUUUCCGUACCAAUUUUAAGUAAAGUGAGAAUAACUUUUUAGAAAGCGGCCCGUUUGUAACCGUACUAUAUGAAUAGCAAGUUCAAUUUCUAAAUAUGAGAAGUUAUAAAUUACACAACGUAUAUUCUGAACAUUGUUAUGAACAUUAGUUUUAUAUAGAUAAUAUAAUUUUUGUUAAUUGUUUUAUUAAUAGAGUGCUGUUUUCGUAGGUGCAUUCUGUAAAAUUAUUUUCUUCAGUUUGGAUAAUUUUACAAAAUGUAUGCUGAAUUUUAUACUUAAUUUAAACCGUCCACUUUGUGUUCAGGAAACAUUUAAGUUAAAUCGUUUAUAUAUUUUUUUAAUUUGUGUCAAAUCAGUCCUUAUUUCUUUUUUCUUAGUUAUUUUAUUUUAAUUUUAAUGUUAAUUAUAGCGCUUAGAAGAAUAUAUACUUUGAAAAAUCAA
Messenger RNA from Phyllotreta striolata, 3517 nucleotides. The record is from the annotation of a GenBank genome assembly. NCBI's taxonomy places the organism in Eukaryota, Metazoa, Arthropoda, Insecta, Coleoptera, Chrysomelidae.